UUCACGAGCAAUGAUGGUGUAGUAUUGUUGGAUGUGUAUAGGACGGUGUUGAACUUUGAUCAACUGGAACUCUCAAGCUUUGAUCUCUAUAUUGCUCCAAGAAGUCAUAAUUUGGAUUUUUACAUUUCUCGAGGUUUUCUCUCUUCUUGUACUGGGUUCACCAAUCUCUACUGGUUUGGAAAUACAUUUUUCUACUAUCUCAGAGUUGACAUCAGUGACUCCUCGAUCAACGACCAAGAUAUUAGUUUGAGUGAUCCUGCCAUUGAACAAUGCUUCGAUAAUGGAAUGCACCAAGUAGUGAUAUUUGAAGACAGUUCUCUAUUGGCCAACUGUAAUAACAACGUAACUGUUGAAGUAGAUUUCUGUCGAAGAAGUGAACCUGUUGUGACAAGAACUAGAUUCUACUGUUCUGGAAGCAGGGACACAUAUCUUGAAGUUAGUGAAAAUGUAAUCAUAAAUUCAUUAAUGGAUUAUGCGAUUCCCUUCCCUUUGGAUUUGUCUGUACCUUAUGUGGGUGACUGUGUGGAAAUAAGAGGACUACUUUUCUUUGUUGGAUCGUCUACUAAUGGCUUCACUGUGCUUACCAAUGUACUGGGAAACCUUACCACUAUUCUAGCCACAGACGCUCAAGUCAAUCAUCAUAGUGAUUGAUAAUCGAUUCAGUAACUCCACCUCCUCCGCUCUAUUGGACCUGUCUUGCCCUGAUCCAUCCACUCCAAUUCAUGUCAGUAAUGUUUCCUUUGAGUUAUCGGCUUUUUUUCCCAAACUCUUGAGUUCUCAUGCUUCACUGAUCAACCAACUCAACCACCCACUACUUCCGCUACCGUUCCCAUGGUAACUACUGCUGCUGUUAGUACCAUGAACAACUUUGUAGAACCACCAACUAGUGCUGCAACCAAUGCUGCAACUAGUGCUGCAACUAUGAUCUCAGAAUCAACAACUAACUAAUAUAUAUUACUACUACCCCAGAACAAACAAUCAGCAGCCCAUUCAUACUUCUCACUGGAGAGGUGGCUGGGAUUGUCAUUGGAAGUUUUAUUUUACUGAUGUUGCUAUUUGUCUGUGUUUUCUUGGGAUUGAUUGUGAAACACAAAAGAAAGAGAGUGCAAAAUAUCUAUGAGAUUGAAAUGAAUGAGCGUGAAAAUCUACCCCUUCCUGAAUCGCUUAUAAUUAUUACAAUCUACCAAUAUGUCAGACCCACCGAGGUUACGUGUAGAAGAUGGUACCUAUAAAGGUACACAUUCAGAACACAGCUCCUUACAUAACAAUGAAGAGCUACCAUUGAUACCUGCCCUACCACCUUCUCCACACAACCAAUCUGUAAUCACUUCAGAUCAUCAAGGAUCACUAGCACAAUCUCAACUGCCGACACUGUUAACUAACCCACCACCUUCACCUGAUAGCGAAUCCCCUCCGAAUGUACCACCACCUAUCUUUGCAUCUCGUAGUCCGCCACAUACAAGCGUCGAUGUUCCAAUUUCAACCUCACCUCCUGAUAGCGAUACGACCACACAAUCAGACUUGGCAAGUCAAGAAUCUCAAAAAGAUGCAAGCUGUAUAUAGAGACACGGAAGCUGUUCAACCAGCAGACAAGUUAACGCCAUCUGAAGUGCCAGCGAUCCCCUUAGAGGAACCUCAGACUCAGUACACAAAUGUCAAUCUAACAUCUACUCCAUCCCCUACAACAGAGGCAGCUGAACAUUUAAUGGAUGCUGUUGCUGUACAUGUACAAGACAGAGAAGAGAAUAAAGCUACUAUUUUGACGUCAGACACACCGCUACCAACCACAAACUGGAGUAAAGAAGUUCGUAAUGUUGAAACUGAAAAAAGCGUUCAAGAAAUACCUUGUAAUGCCGAUCCUCCUCAUCAUGCUUCUCAGUCCUCACCCACUAUUUCUGAAGAGAGUGAUGGAGCGGACAUCUUUGUUCCUGUUCAAGCAUCCGAAGAAACUCCAAACAAUGGACCAGAAAUUAAUCACUCAACUGUGACAGGCCAUGCGAACCUAAUUCCACCCAAUAACAUUCACUCUGACGAACACGCAUCCACCUUACAAAAGAGAGACAGGAAAGUGGAUGAAUACAAAGCUGAGAAGAUGAAGAGUGUCACAUCUAACCAACACACACCACCACCUCAGACCGAAGAAAGGCCUGAACGUACCACUAUACUGAGGAACUUACUACCACUGAGGAACGUACCUCUAUUGAUGAUUCUGCAGAGCCAUCUGUUUUUUCUCCAGACCCAUGCACCAAGUAGCGAACCAAACGAUGACGACGCUAUACAGCGCCUCUCUGGUGAAGUAGAACGCCGACCAGAAAUGCCUAAACUCGAUUAUGUCGUGGAAAUCGAUCAGCCUAAAGAAGAUGAACACGAUGAUAACAAUCAUAGUGAAUCUAGUGAUGAAGAUUUAUAGGGACUCGUAGCGACUCGUAGUUUUUAAUUUUUUUAUUCAGGUAAAAACCGUUAGAUUAGUCAACUUUUUAUUUAACCACAAGUCAUUCUCUUUAUGCGGCACCCCCCCCCCCUUCACCAGUGAGGCGUACACCAUAAUAAUGUCAAUGUUA
This is a messenger RNA of Halichondria panicea, 2561 nucleotides long. RefSeq lists its product as uncharacterized. The coding region runs from base 1418 to 2410 and encodes 330 amino acids. The record is from RefSeq and is a predicted model, not a curated record. NCBI's taxonomy places the organism in Eukaryota, Metazoa, Porifera, Demospongiae, Suberitida, Halichondriidae. The transcript is spliced from 2 exons.